Messenger RNA from Talaromyces amestolkiae, 1323 nucleotides. RefSeq lists its product as uncharacterized. The coding region runs from base 1 to 1323 and encodes 440 amino acids. Gene Ontology annotation, molecular function: NADP binding; oxidoreductase activity; NAD binding. The record is from RefSeq and is a predicted model, not a curated record. The transcript is spliced from 3 exons. Lineage: Eukaryota; Fungi; Ascomycota; Eurotiomycetes; Eurotiales; Trichocomaceae.
AUGACUUCUACCAAACCAGAGAUAGGCUUCGUCGGCCUCGGAGCCAUGGGCUUCGGCAUGGCCACCAACCUCGUCAAGCAGGGAUACUCCGUCAAAGGAUAUGACGUCUUUCCUGCAUCUGUUGAGCGAUUCAAGGUCGCCGGUGGAAUCCCAGCGACAUCUCUGAGAGACUCGGCAGAGGGGAAACAGUUUUAUAUCUGCAUGGUAGCAUCAGCGCCCCAAGUGCAGGAUGUAUUGUUUAAUCCGGAGACAGGGAUCCUUGAUGUACUCCCCCAAGGCGCGACAUUCCUGCUCUGUUCCACCGUCCCCUCGGCAUACGCCCAAUCCGUCGAAAAAGAGCUCAAAGCUCGCGGACGAGACGAUAUUUUGUUUAUCGAUAGUCCCGUUUCCGGCGGCGCUGGUCGUGCAGCUGAUGGAACGCUCUCCAUAAUGGCCGGUGGCAGCGACGCCGCUCUCGAAAAGGGGAAAUUCUUACUUCAAGAAAUGUCCGACGCAAAGAAAUUGUAUUUGGUGCCUGGCGGUAUUGGAGCGGGUAGUAAUAUGAAAAUGGUGCAUCAGGUUCUUGCGGCGAUUCACAUUGCGGGCGUGAGUGAGUCGAUGGGUCUUGCGGCACGAUUGGGGUUAGAUGCUCGUGUUGUCGCGGAUGCGAUUAUAAAGUCGGAUGCGUGGACCUGGAUGCAUGAAAAUCGUAUUCAGAGGAUGCUGGAAGAGGAUUGGAAUCCAGGUGCGAGUGCCAUGACGAUCAUUCUCAAAGACGUGGGUAUCAUCACAUCAACCGCACGAUUACACAAGUUCCCUACACCUCUUGCCUCAUCAGCAGAACAGCUCUACCUCACCAGUCUCGUCCAUGGUUAUGGCCCCAAGGACGAUUCAUCCCUCGUCCGCAUGUACACCCCUGAGUCGAUAGCCAGCGUGAAAUGCACCCUUUCGCCCGAGGAAACAGCGCGCAGACUCCAAAUGGUCAUCAAGUGCAUGCAAUACACCAACAUCGUCGCAGCAGCAGAAGCCGUCGCAUUUGCACGGUACUUGAAUGUCGACAUGAAACAGUUCUAUGACCUGGUCAUCAACGCCGCCGGAGGGAGCAAAAUGUUCAACACGCUCGGCGUGACAAUGGGUGAGGGGAUACCGACGGGAAACUCAUCGCAGGGGACUCUGAGUAUUGAUGGUAUUAUCAAAGAGCUCAGUGCUAUUGUACAGGAAGCGAGAGAUUUGUUUACGCCAUUGCAUCUGGCCACUGAGGCGCUGACUCAGUAUUUGGUAGCGCAACGACGUGGCUGGGGGUCUGAGGCCGCGACGAGCAUUAUCAGGGUGUGGGAGAGCUAG